AUGUUAGAACAAUUAUCUGCUGCUGGCUUUAUGAGUCUAAAGUUCUUACAAGUCAAAAAGCCGAUUUUCUUUAAGCAACAGAGCAUAGUUAUCGAUGUGAUAUAGCAUAAGAAUACUGUUAGCAUGAUAUUCUAUACUUCAAUUAUAGUAUUUUGAG
Paramecium sonneborni is the source of this 157-nucleotide messenger RNA. The record is from the annotation of a GenBank genome assembly. Lineage: Eukaryota; Ciliophora; Oligohymenophorea; Peniculida; Parameciidae.